GUUGUCGUGCUAAUCGUUGUGUACAGUACGAGUGUUGCGCAGCGCUUUUUUCUUUCUACUGUUCUGUAUAAAAAUAUAUAAAUAUACCUUCUUGCAAUGCCACCGAAAAGAAAGGCCGCGGCCAAGCUUUCGAAUCUAACAGAGUCCGACAAUGAGGACGCGACGCAGGCCCAGGAACCACGCGACGAUGAGCGCCCUACGAAGAAGCAGAGAGGGCGGCCUCGCUCGAAGUCGGCAGAGCUCAAACCAUCAAUCCAGUCAAAAAAUGAUACCACAGCUGCGCCAUCCAAAGCGCCGGAGGCUGCACCUAAAAGGGGCACAAGAAGGGGGAGACCAAAGGGUAGCAGAGGCUCACUGCAAUCUGUUAACCAAGAGUUAGAAGAGCAGAAGGAACCAGAGGAAGGGGAGGAAGUCGCUGGUCCUCAUGUUCCGGAAAGCGCGCCUGCAUCUAACGAUGAGCUGGUCGCAUCGCAACCUGCUACUAGGUCGACUAGGUCUGCAAAAUCUGCCAAGCCUACAACCACCCGCGGACGACGCAAGGCAACUGCUGAGAAGCAAGUCAAAACAGAUGGCGAAUUUCAAUAUACCCCGAGGAGUACGCGACAAUAUAAGUCACCGGUAAAGGGCAAUGAUGAGGCUGAACAAUCCACCAAAAAACGGCGGAAAGCUGAUCCUCAGUUUGAGCCGGAAGAGGAGGUGUCAGAAGGUGAAAAAGCCGCGCCCGGUGUCGUUGAGGAGACCUUUCUGCAGGAGGAACCUGUGGAAUCUCGCCCUAUCUCCAUGUCACCAGCUAAGCGUCGACAAUCUACUCAACGUCCUCUGCAAAGUUCGCCACAGAAACCUAACGCGGAGCCGGAGUUAAGGCGCAAGAUCGGAGAACUCACUAAAAAGUACGAUACUUUGGAGAGUCGCUACCGAACCCUCAAAGAGAUAGGCGUGGUAGAAGCAAAUGCCAAUAUGGAAAAAUUACGGAAACAAUGCGAAGCAAUGACGAAUGGUUUGUGGAUCCCUGCUUCCCCGGCGUAAUAAGUAAUAUGCUCACUUUCCUAGCUUCGAACAACUUGGUUGCUGGCCUGAAGGCAGAACUGGAGGCGCAAAAAGCACUUGGUCAGCAGAGCCGGACACUACAAAAACAAUUACAGGAGCGAGAUGCAGAAAUUGCUCAAAUGAAAUCGCAAGUUCAAGACGCCACCAGUCAGCUCUCUUCAGCUCAAACCGAGGUCAAAGCUUUACAGACGAAG
Messenger RNA from Aspergillus pseudotamarii, 1241 nucleotides. Its product is annotated as putative chromosome segregation protein (Pcs1). Gene Ontology annotation, biological process: meiotic sister chromatid segregation; attachment of mitotic spindle microtubules to kinetochore; homologous chromosome segregation. Gene Ontology annotation, molecular function: microtubule site clamp. The record is from RefSeq and is a predicted model, not a curated record. NCBI's taxonomy places the organism in Eukaryota, Fungi, Ascomycota, Eurotiomycetes, Eurotiales, Aspergillaceae. Bases 97 to 1026 code for a protein of 309 amino acids. The transcript has a single exon. Gene Ontology annotation, cellular component: chromosome, centromeric core domain; mitotic spindle; monopolin complex.